AUGCAAACGAGUCUAGACGAAAUGUUGAGUCAACCUCAGCAGCAAAUUCUAGAGCAAAACGAUGACGUAUCGGAGCUGGAAGAAAUAGAGGAAGAAGUGAACCAAAUGGCUGAGAGAAUAGCAGAGUACCGGGGAGCAAUUUCGGUUCAGCUCAAAACUACUGUCUCUUCCAUUCUUACCGCUCAGAGACCCGAUGGGUCCGAAUCUCAAUCUGGGUACUCCAGCGAUCCAAGCUCCGACGUUGAAGGACCAAUUGAAUCUGGAAAUAUUGCCAUUUUAGCUGGAGAUGAGCAGAAAGUACAGCUCCUUAAACAGAAGAUUUCGGAGAAUGCCUCUGCCAUACCUGUUGUAUUGACUAAGAUGAAGGAAUGUAUGAAAAUGAUUGAUAAAUUACAAUCGUGCAAUGGACUCAUCCAUCCUGCCUUUAAAAGAAAACGGACUUAUUGA
Messenger RNA from Solanum stenotomum, 447 nucleotides. RefSeq lists its product as uncharacterized. The transcript is spliced from 2 exons. Bases 1 to 447 code for a protein of 148 amino acids. The record is from RefSeq and is a predicted model, not a curated record. NCBI's taxonomy places the organism in Eukaryota, Viridiplantae, Streptophyta, Magnoliopsida, Solanales, Solanaceae.